GAAUGAAACUGACCGUUGCCUGAGGUGAUAGACACUGCGAGGUGGCCAUUCUGUGUUUUUAUUGCUUCUGUUUGACGGGAAUACCGUAAAGCAGCAUGGCUACCAUCACUCCUGGUCGCUCUGCGGCUGCUAGUAUGCAUUCUCCUGGCAGGGGCUCUUCUACUCCGCUUUCUCCCACCAGGAUUACUCGCCUGCAGGAGAAAGAAGAGUUGCGGCACCUCAAUGACCGCCUGGCAGUAUAUAUAGACCGGGUGCGUUCAUUGGAACUGGAGAAUGACCGGCUGAUGGUGAAGAUUUCCGAGAAAGAGGAGGUCACUACACGGGAGGUUAGUGGAAUAAAGAAUCUCUAUGAAUCGGAGCUUGCUGAUGCUCGGCGAGUCCUUGAUGAAACCGCAAAAGACAGAGCAAGGCUACAGAUAGAACUGGGGAAAUAUCGAUCUGAACUUGAUGAGCUAACAAAGAACUACAAGAAGAAAGAUGGAGAUCUGUCUACUGCACACAGUCGCCUUAAGGACCUGGAUGCUGCAUUCCACCGCACUGAGGCAGAACUUGGAACGGUCCUUGGGGAGAAACGGAAUCUAGAGGCAGAAAUAGCAGAUCUGCGUGCUCAGCUAGCUAAGGCUGAAGAUGGCCAUGCUGUUGCUAAGAAGCAACUGGAAAGAGAAACUUUAAUGCGUGUAGACUAUGAAAAUCGCUGUCAAAGCCUACAAGAAGAAUUAGACUUCAGAAAGAACAUCUAUGAGGAGGAAUGCAAGGAGACAAGGAAGUACCGUGAGCAUCGCUCUGUAGAAGUGGACAGAGGCAUCCAAUAUGAUUACGAGUCUAAACUAGCACAGGCUCUGGAGGACCUCAGGAAACAGCACGAUGAGCAAGUGAAGUCUUACAAAGAAGAGCUUGAACAGACUUACCAGUCAAAGCUGGACAACAUUCGACGUUCCUCUGACCAAAAUGAUAAAGCAGCAAACACUGCUCGAGAAGAGCUGAGUGAGGCCCGUAUGAGGAUCGACACUCUCAGUUACCAACUUUUAGGCCUCCAGAAACAGGCAAAUGCUGCUGAAGAUCGUAUCCGAGAUCUUGAGGAGACAUUGAUAAAUGACCGCGAUAAGUAUCGGAAGAUAAUAGAUUCAAAGGAACGGGAGAUUGCAGAUAUGAGGAACCAGAUGCAGCAACAGCUAACGGAGUACCAGGACCUGCUUGAUGUCAAGCUUGCUCUGGACAUGGAGAUCAAUGCCUACCGCAAGCUCCUGGAGGGUGAAGAGGAGAGGCUAAAACUUUCACCGAGCCCUACUUCACGUGUCACUGUCUCCCGAGCCACCUCCAGCAGCAGCUCCUCUGCUGUACGCUCAUCCCGAAGCAAAAGAAAACGAGUUGAAACAGAGGAACAAGAGGAGAUGGGUGCAAGUUACGGUUCCUCGAGUGGCGCAGGCUUGCGAUCUGCUACUAGUGGGUCAGCAUACGUCUCUGCUAGUGAAGGUUUAAGCUCUGGGGUCACAAGUGGCCGAAGCAGUAGUCGAUUCCACCUAUCACAACAAGCUACAGCCACAGGCAGUGUCGGCAUUGAGGAGAUUGACAUGGAGGGGAAAUUCGUCCAUCUUAUAAAUAACUCUGAGAAGGAUCAAUCUCUUGGCAACUGGAGACUAAAGAGGAAAAUUGAUGAAGAAGAAGAAAUUGUUUAUAAGUUCACACCUAAAUAUGUACUGAAAGCAGGCCAGUCUGUAAAGAUAUAUGCUGCUGAUGCAGGUGUGGCUCACAGCCCUCCGUCUGUUUUGAUUUGGAAGAACCAGAGCUCCUGGGGAACAGGCAGCAAUAUUAGAACCUAUCUAGUUAACACUGAGGAAGAGGAAGUUGCUGUGAGAACAGUCUCAAAGUCUUCUCUGUCAAAUGUAGAAGAGGAGGAUGAAGAAGCAGAGUAUGGAGAGGAAGAUCUGUUUCACCAGCAGGGGGAUCCAAGGACGACAUCUAGAGGCUGUUCUGUUAUGUAAUAUCACUGAUUUUAUCAUUUUACAUCCCACCAGAGCCACUGAUCUAUUUUUUUACAUGUAGAAUAAGAUUUUUUUUUUUUAAUUCCUUGACAGAUUGAUACAUGUUCUGCAAGGAAUGUUUUCACUUCAAGUAGUAAAAGAAAAAUAUGAACACUAUAUCCCCUACAUUUUAAAAGGGGGUACAUUUUUAUAUUCUAGCCUUAAUGAAACUGUUAUAUUCAUAUUAUGUUUAGCAUUUUAGGUGUGCAAAUUAUUUGUAUCUGAAGAGAUGGGCCUAGUUUAAAUGUUACAAAACACAGGGAAAUGUGAUAAAAUUAUGCAAUUUUUCAAGGCCCUACCUUAAUGGAUUCAAAGUAAUGCAAACUUUUUUUUUUAUUUUUUUUUUAGUAUGUUACUCCUUUUGUUGCUUUAACAGUGUUUGACAAAGUGCUUUGCUUAAAAGGAGUAAAUUCUAAAUUAUUCGUACAGCAAAAGAGUUGUACAUUUAGUACUAGAAACUACAGAUGGUUUGCUUUUAGUGCACACACUUUGAUUUUAAUACAACUAGAUAUUGGAGCAUUUGUUUAAGAAAUCUCAUUUGUUAGGGAGUCCUAAAUCUCCAUUUUGAGAUCCGUUCCAGUUAUUUGCUUAAUGCUUAAGCAUUUUUUUAUGCCCGUUUUAUUAGGUUACAACAAAGCUACAAUAUUUAUAUCGAAGGCCUUUAUAGAUAUUGUAAUAGUAUGUUAGGAAAUACGUUGAAACAAAAAUCAGAAAUCCUUUCUAGUUGUUUGAUAAAGAAUUGAUAGUUGCUGCACAUAGAAAAAUAAUAUAACGUUUGUUUACUUUUUUUAAUCAUGAUGAAGUGGAUGUCAAACUCCAUAAAUUUGUAGAGGUGGGGAAAAGUGUGGUUUUUUUUUUAUUUUUGCACUAUACAUUUUCCUACUUUUUUUUUUUUUGUUUGUUUGUUUUCUUAUCCACUGCCGAUGUCAUAUUUUAUAUUCAAGGUUUGAUCAUGCCUAAAAACUCAUGGGUGAUUACUCGGUUCACUUCAGCAUGAACAUAAAAAUGUCUUAGGUGAACAAUGACCAUUGUUAAAGAAGAUUACCAAUUUGUGUAAAAUGCUACACAUUUAUUAUACUAUAUUUAAGUGUGAGUUUAUAUAUCUACAUUUACUGCUUUGUUAUAUUGAUUGUAGAGGGGGACCUUACAAUACAAAAAUAUUUGCAUGGUCUUAAAAUUGUAUACAUUACCUUAUCUGUUUCACUAAGUGAUUGCUUACAUAUGGACAGGUUGAAAAUAUUGGGAAAUUUGCCUGCAUAUAAAGCUUUAACAUAAUUUUAGCAUCUUCAAAUUAAAACAUGCUUUGUAUUUUCAUA
Molecule: messenger RNA, 3337 nt
Organism: Bombina bombina (fire-bellied toad)
Lineage: Eukaryota; Metazoa; Chordata; Amphibia; Anura; Bombinatoridae
Gene: LMNB2
Product: lamin B2
Exons: 12
Coding region: 96-1982 (628 amino acids)
Source: RefSeq, a predicted model, not a curated record